Molecule: messenger RNA, 10329 nt
Organism: Porites lobata
Lineage: Eukaryota; Metazoa; Cnidaria; Anthozoa; Scleractinia; Poritidae
Source: the annotation of a GenBank genome assembly
AUGUGGUAUUACUUUGUUGCUCACUGCGCUUAUCACUUUACCAGAUGGUUUCCAAAAGAUUCCCGAGGAGCAGCGUAAGUUAACUUGAAUUUUGUUAGUUUGUUGUGAAAUCGAAAACUUAUGCGGACAGAAAUGCAUGGUCAUCUUGGCAACCCACUGUCCAUUGAACGCCUGUUGAGCCCUGAUCCAAUAACAGAUUGCUUCCUUUUUGAUUUGAGUCAGGGCUGACACCUAUUGAAUUUGUUGGGUAUAUGCAGUAAUUAUUAGGCGGGGAUCAAACAGUUAGGGAGGUACUUUUCGCUGUGCUUUUUUUUGUUUUACAUGAAAGUACAUGUAGCUGCUGGGCAGGAGAGUCAUGCUUAUAAUAGCUGAAAGAAAUCCCUGCCCCCCAUCCCUCAACAACUUCAGAAAGUAUUGUAUGCUUAUGUCGUAGGAGGUACAGAUGGAUAAGCAAGCUAUAGUUGUAUUCAGCAGCUUUUAUAGAUCUCAAACCGCAGCAGGAUAAUAGCUCAGUUGGUAGCUGGCUUGACUGCAGAGCGAGAGGUUGUGGGUUCAAUUCCCAGGGCCACACCAACAGUCAGGGUCUUAAAGUGACUUAGAAAUGAAACUAAUUCCAUUGCCUUGCAAAUGGCCAAACCUUCACGUGGCUCAGAUGACUACAUUGUGUGAUUCCAGAAAAUAUCCAUACCCCUCCCACUGAUGGUUCUUACGAUUAGAACCCCCCACCCUGUCGGAAUUUCCGUUCCAGAGGGGUCAUGUAUAACCCCCCACCCCCCAGAAAUUUCGUAUUUUCCUUUUCAUGGCCUUUAUUUGCUGCAUUUAGAGAUUAUUGACCGUGUACCGCUUAAAAUUAACUGUUCUCAUCUUAAGACAGUUUUUUAUAAUCUUUGACCUAUUUGUAAUAUUUUACAAGGCAAUUUGUAUUUCUUACUUUGGUAGAGCACGCUUGAUAAUGAGCAGUCUCUCUUUUUUAUUAGUUCAUCCAGCGAAACGCACGAGGCACGAAAACAGAGAUUAAUAUGUUUAUGUCAUCUCAAGAAAACAUUUACAGUAUAACUUCAAAUUUGAACUAUUCAUUGAAAUAAAACUAUGUGAACAUUUUCGAAUUUCAAAAUGAAUCUUCUUACUGGCAAAGUUUAUCGAUUGAUCUUCUGCUUCCAGUUCUAAAGUUGAAUUUAUGAUACCAUAAUUAAGUUUCAAUGAUGUACCUGUCUAGUCUAAGUCAGUUUCAUCUUAAAAGCAACAUUUAGUACAGCAUAACUUCAAAGUUAACUAUUGAUUUAACAUUAAACUAGAUGAAGAUAUUUGAAUUUCAAAACGAUCUACUAAAAACUAACUUACAAACAAAGUUUAGCAUUAAAUGUUCUGCCUCGGGUCCUAAAGUCACCACAAAGUCGAUGUUUGUAAUUAAUCUUAACUUUGAAUGAAUUACGCUUACAGUUAAACAAAUUUCAGAAAUUACAAAAAACCUUAACUUAACUUAACUUGGGUUAUAAAAGAACAAAAAUUAAUAUACAAACAUUCAUUUUGCGUCCCAUAUUUGCAUCGAUUCGUGUUCAGAAAUGAACAUCGGUGAAACAUGAUCUAUUUCAUCGCCUAGCAUGUGAUCGAAAGUCUCCUCGACAAAGAAGAAACAGAUCGUUAAUAUUUUCGGGCAAAAGUUGAUUUGGCGAGAAGUCUGUUCGACAAACAGCUUGCCUUCAACGGUACUUUAUUGGAAGUCAAUAAUAAAAUACAGCAAAGCUCUCAUUUGGGUCGUCACGCAAGGCUUUGUCACGAUGAGCUCUCGCUGAAUGUCAACAGAAAUUUGAGUAAAGUUGUUUACACGAAGCUCGAGAAAUAUAGCGCCGAGAUAGAUGAUGUUUGUUCUCGAUUGACCUAAGUUUUUAUCAGACUAGUCUGCAAUCGAGUCUGCACUCUAGAUACAUAAUCAACAUUACUAACCAAUGCGCUAAAAUUUAUUCCCGGAGAAGCAAAGGACCUGUUGAGAAUUGCGAUUGAUUUGCCUGAAGGACAAUAUUUAUUUAAAGACUUCGUCAAAGUGAAAGGUUGGACAGACCGACUGUUACAUCUUUAAGUUUUUUCUCGAAAGGGCAUCUAUUUCUGAUUUUUGUUGUGAUACAAAUCAAAAUAAUCCACAUAUACUUGAGUAUGACUCCUACGAUUGUUCGCGUCUUUUACAACCCCGUGGAAAAUUCUUCUCGUGGGCACACCCCAUACCCCUCGGAAAUUUUACUUUUUUUUAGCCCCCCAGCCCUUAGGAAUUUCCAUUGACCAUCCGUGGGGGGUAUGGAUAUUUUCUGGAAUCACACAUUACAAGUCAUGUAAAUGGGAGUUCCAUCACUGGAAGGAGACAUUAAAGUAGUGUCCUCAAUUACAGGCUCUUUGCAUGACUUGAUCAUGUGAUCAACUUUCGGUAAAAAUGAAAGCAGUUCAUGUUUGGAAAAUUUUGUUAGCACAAGCGGAAAGACCAUGUUAAAAUUAGGUAACCUGAGAAUUUUCAGCCAUAUAUCUCCAAAGUAGCGAUUGCAAUGGCCGCUGAAAGUUGGAAGUAUUUGCAUGAGAAAAACAACUUUUGCCAUCUAGUCACCCUUGCAUGGUUUUCCAUACAAAUCCUUGUAAUUUCAAAAUUUUCAAAACUGUCAUGAAAUAUUUCCUUAAGCAUUACAGGGGUCAAAUCUCCUUUUAAUUCUUAACAGGCAAUUUGAGCCCUUAAAUGCAUAAGGGAAAGAUUUAACGACAGUUUAAAAACUUUAGAAUUUACAAGGAUUUGUAUGAAAAACCAAGCAAGCGUGACUGGGUGGCAAAAGUCGUUUUUCUCAUACAAAUGCUUCUAACUUUCGGGGGCCGUUGCAAUCGCUGCUUUUGAGAUAUACGGCUGAAAAUGCUCAGGUUACCUAAUUUUAAUAUGCUCUUUUAGCUCGUGCUAACAAAAUUUUUCAUAAGUGAACUGUUUUCGUGUUUACCGAAAGUUGAUCACGUGAUCACAGUCAUGCAAAGAGCCUAUUAUUAGUACUUUCGUGCUAAAUACAUUGACAAAAAAAGACAUUUUUUUGCAUGAACUGAGAACAAUAUUCAAUUAGUUUUAAAUGUUGAUUUAUUUCAUAAAUAUUGCAUUGAUAAUUGCAACCUUAUUUUUUCAACAGGAGACUUGCUGUUGUACUUUUUGCCCUUAUGUUCAUUAUACCACAAGUAUAUGUGAUUCAGCUGUAAGUAUCGACUACUUAUUUACGUAAUAUACAGUAACAUAAUAUUUUAGUUUGAAAAAUGGUUGGAAAGAGCUUUUAACCAUUAGAAGUGAUUCUCCUCUUUGAGAUGGUGUCAAACUUGACUUGACGAACACAUGUAAAACCAACGGAAAACACAAGAAUGUCAUAAAGAGCAAGCCAGCUUAAUAGGUUCUACUUGCCACUUGCGAAACAAGAAGAAAAAUUGAUCAAGUUUACUUUUGCAAUGACUUCUGGGAGUGUUACAAGAGACAGGAAAAAAACUUUGGCCAAAUACUUUGUAGCUGACUAGCACGUCGUCAGUAGCAACCCCAGAAACAGUAAAUAUUAUUGUGGCACGCAUUUCAGCUCCAGUUUCCUUCUUGUUCUAAAGUGGCAAAUUUUGAGUGAUCAUAACCUUUUUUACCGAUGUUGAACUUUAUAAAUAAAUGCUAAUACAUGUAGUACACAUCCAUGAGUGCUCAACAUUUGAGACACAAAUAAUCAAAAUUGCAUGUAAAAUGUAAGAAAUAUCAACCUGCAAAUAACAGCUGGUCUUACUCAAAUAUACCUAAAUUAUGUCAGAUGAUAGUUAUCAUUCCUGUAGCUUUGUAUUCAUGCCAAAAUAGUAAGACAACCAUUUGCAAUCUGAAGGUUUGUAAUAGUAAUGAAGGUACAGUCAUUAACCCUGUUAACCCUUGAAGUCCCAAUACUGACCAAUAUCAAUUUUCUCCUAACAACAUCCAUUGUUAAGAGGGAGGGUUAUGAGAAUUAAUAAAAUGAUCACCAAAGAGAAAAUGCCUGGAUCUUUUAUCAAAUUCUCUUAACUAAUUCUUAAAGGAAAUGUAUGGAGAUCAGUUUGGAAAAUUUGUUUGUAGAUACUGGGGCUUGAAUGGUUAAUGACUGGACAUUGAAUUGCUAUAAAAUGUGUUAUUUACCUAGGUUGCUUCUCAAUUUCCUUUGUCUCCGAGUCCUAGUUCAUGAAUAAUUAGGGCUAGGAGACAAAGGAAAUUAAGAAUCACCCUAGGUUAAAAAAUUUUAUCUGAAUUUAAUUUUGACCUGUAAAAGAUCUUUCUAUAGGUAACCUUCUGUUAAACCUUAAUUCCUUUUCAUGGUAUGUUUAGACUCCCUUAGCCUGCAUCGCAGACAUACAUGUAACCUAACCCUGGUCAGUAACAUCUGCAAAGCAGUGCUGAUAUCCUUAUUCUGGGUCCACAACUGACUCAAUUAACCACUGAACAUUUGUUUCAAUUUUUCCUUCAACCUGAUUGGCAAAUCAACUAUGACAUCCAAAUCAUGACACCCCUGGUACACUUUUGAAGGCCCAGAACAAGGAUAUUGAUGCUGUUUUGCAGGCAGAAUUAACCAGAAGUUUAGUUCUGUCUGUGAUGUGGGCUGCGAACUGCCACAGCUACAGUUUUUGAGGGGUGUAUUUUUACCCUUCAAAUGCUCAUAUCUGCCCAUGAGGAUCCCCAUCCCUUGUACUACUUGUGAUGUCAUUGGUUUGAAUGGUCAUAGACUAUUUUGACACCUACAACUCGAGCAGGAAAAAGAGAUCUUUCAUGAGCAUGAAUCAGGCAAACAGGCCAGAGAAAAAAUGUAAAAUGAACAUCUAAGAUUGACCAGAAAAUUGACUACUUACCCAUACACAUACCGUGCACUUUCUACUGAAAAAUUAUUAAUUCACAACCCUUAUAAUUUUUGUUGAAACUUUUUCACCUGAGUGGGUGCCUUAAGUAAUAAUUUAUUGCCCAGCCCAACCCCCCCCCCCCCCCCCCCAAAGAAAGAGGAAAGAAUUGCAAAAGAAUUGGGAAGGAGAACUAAGUGAAAUGUAAAAGUAUCAACGUUUUGCCUUCUGGCCGUGCCUGAACUUCAGAAGCUGAUAUCUAACAUCAGGAAGUGCUUGACUUAUAAACAGUGCAGUGCUUUGGGCUGUUUUGGUUCUUUUUGGCCGGAUAAUGACCAGAAAAUGGAUCCACUACCUGUGGCCAAUAAGCUGGGGCCAAUGCGUUUUAAAGCAAAAUUACUAUAUUACUUACUUGUGCUUUUUACUUUAUUUGCUGUAGGCCUCCUAGCUCUCGGACCUGUGAUGAACCUUUGCUCAACAUCUCAGUUGCAGGCAUUGUUUUUACAUUCGCUAUGAUAGGUACAGUGUACUUUCUCCGUCUGGUGUUCUUUUAACCUCGUAAUUUUGAAAAACAAUGUGCAGGUCCAGAUCAUAUCCAUAACUUCCACUUAAGACCCCACACACCUCUGGAAAUUCCAAUAACUACUGCUAAACUUCAUCCAUUCCUUGGAGAGGGGGGGGCCCAGGGCUGGCAAAAGUUUUUAAGUAGUAGGCUGAUAAUGUAUACUAGGCAGCUUUGGAACUUGCACCAAAGGCACAAGUUCUUGAGGGCUGCGGCAUCAAGGGUCAUUUUGAAAUUUAGAGUCUCGGAAGUUUCCAUGGGUUUUCAAGAGGUAUUUUCCAUCGCGGACACCAUCAAUGAGGUCAAGGAUAAAUUGAAGGUCUUCAUGGAAAAUCAUCCUUGUGAUAUGCAAAAUUUUGACCUGUGACUAUUAAUUUACAGUAAGGUUCAACAUAAUUAUGUGCAAAAACACAUCCUCUUUCCUGGCAGUUUCUUUUGUAGUGCUAAUGUCCAACAUGACACUGAGUUUCUUUCACCAAACAAUGAAUUUUUUUCAGCUAAUAAUAUGUCUCUGGUUAUGUUUGAUCUGUGGCUUAACUACAUGUAGUAGCUCAGGGCUUGACAGUAGUCUAAACAUUCCCUUUCCAACUGAAAUUUACAGACAACAAGAAAUAAUAUUAUUCUAAACUGCCUACAAAUUGGCAGCAAAAUUUCUUGUAGCAUGACUAUGACUUUUAUUGUGGAUUUGCUUUUGUACUUUGACUUUUUCCGUGCUUAUUUUGCAUGUGCUGCAAAAUAUCUCACUAAAAGUGAGAUUAGUUGAUUAUCGCUCACCACUUCAUUACAUCCUGUCCUUUGUGCUAGAUCCUGGAAGCUACCGUGUGGCACGAAAUUUUUGAGGGUUCUAAUUUUUGCGAUUCUUCCAGCGAUCCGCAGAAAUAAGUUCCCACAAAUAAAAAUUACCACAAACAUUUUUCCUGCAAAAAUUUACUUCAGAGUAAAUAUUCUCUAACUUAAAUUCGCUACACAAAAAUACAGUACUAAGAAAUCAUGUCUCUUCAAUCACAACUUGUCUCUUUCAUUCACAAACACUGAAAUAAUGGUUUGUUGCUUGAAAAUAUGUAUUUCUAUCACACAUACUCAAUAAAAGUGAAAAUAUUAUCAAUGCUAUCUACUGGGUACUUUCUAAAAAUCGUAAAAAUUAAUUCCCAGUAAGAAAAAUCAAUCGGUCUUAAUCGCGAAAAUUAGUUCCUGCAAAACACAAAAAAUCGCCAAUCCACAAAAAUAAACUCCCGCAAAAAUUUUGUGCCGCGUGGUAGUUGCAGCACCCCUUCCUCUUCCGUCCCCUCAGGUUUCAAUGUUGUAGAGUGCAUGCAGCUUUCUGAAGUGAAGUGCAACCCAACUAAACACCUUGUUUAAUCACAACAUGCAAAUGACAUGCCAAGUGAUAUUCUACAAAACACACUAUCCAUUGUUAUUUUCAUUUGACCUUACUCAACAAAGAACAACAUUGUCUGGGGGAGAGGGGUAGGGGCUGCUUUUCCCUUGGGGAGGGGGAAGGGGGCAGUCAUAGCCUGUGUUUUUGCAUACAUUAUACAUGUACAUAAAUACUGUAACAUGAACUUGUGCAGCAACAUGUGGAAUCAAUGCAGAUCCAUUGUUAUUUUAUUCUCAGCUUUUACAUUUUUAUUCGCAAUCAUGGAACCUGUGCCAUGGCAGCUUAAGAUUGCAUUUCAUUUCUUUGGCUUUGGAUCCCUCAUUCUUGGCAUGGUACUGUUUGCAUCAACAUUUGCCUCUGAAUUAUGUGUGAGUGUUUUCUUCUUGUUGUUUUUUUAUGGGAACCUCAGAGUUAAAAAGUACAGUUUGACUCGCAAUAACUCAAACCUUCUAGGGAGACCAAAAAAAGUUUGAGUGAUCAGGAACUCGAGUGCGAGGCAAUGAACCGGAAACAGGGAAAGAAGCAAAUGGAUUGGGAGGGAAUGCAAGUAUCAUGCACUCUCUACUUCAAAGGCAGCAUUGGAUGACAUAAAAAUUGUUAUUUUGAAAAAUGAAUUAAGCAGCAAAUGUUGAUUAAUAUAUAGGGAUGGAAACUGAAUUUGAAGUGGAGUGACAUAAAAGUAAAGACAAAGAAUUGACACGGUUGUUUUCAAAUAAAAGAGAGAUUAAGCAUCGUGUUUACGGCAAUCGGCAAACAUAAGACUCAAGUUGUAAAAUUGUCAGAAUGAGAAAUGAGCAGAUAAAAACAGCUUCAAAUAAUUUAUUGUUAUGGAAAGAAUUAGUGUGAAUCUGUGGACUUUCGUGUAGUUAUAAUGAACUGUAAACGAUAAGUAAUAAUUAUCGAAAACUUUGUCACGUGGUACAAAUUCAUGUUUGCAUUAAACACGAUGCUUAAUCUCUCGAAAUUCAAUGUUUCAGACUUCAGUACAAUGCUUUUCUUUUUCAACUUGUUAUGCACUUAAAACAUGGUUCGGGUUAUCAAGGGUAAAAUUAUGUAGAAAUGACCUGAAAGGAAACAAAAAUUACUUCGAGUUUGCGGUGGUUCUAGUUGUCAUGGGUAAAAUUAUAGUAAAUGUGUAAAGGAAAUCCAAGAGAAAUCAACUUUAGUUCGAGUUAGCACAAGGUUUGAGUUAUCAGGAGUCAACUGUAUGCCAAGUGCAUUUUUUAAGUUAUAUAAGCAUGCAGGAACUGGGAACAUCCUUACAAUCCCAGGUGUUCUCAAUAGUUGCCAAUAAACCGGAGUUUAUUAAAUUUGGUUCUCCCUGCAAAGUUUACAUAACAAAAUCCCCAGAAAAAUCCUGAAGGAUCUUGAUAGUAGAAGGAAAGUGGCCUAAUGCAAUUUAAUAGUAAUACCAAAGCAAAUCCUACAAAUUUAGGCCCCAACUCCCCAAGAAAGGGAAAAAACUGGAUCACAAUCCAUUCAAAAACACCCAGGCUCUAUUCUCCAACCCAAACACACAGGGUGCAAAGAAAAUCAUUUUUACAGCUUGUCAUUCGGGCAAACUGAAUCUAGCAUUUACUAGCCCACAAGUUAUUUAAAAUAGCCCCACUGCAAAAGCAAAAUCCACUAGCCCCGGGCUAUCGGACACUACUUUCUUUACUCGCUGAACACAGCACCUCAGAUAGUGCAAACUUUCAGUCACAUGGCCUAUUGCUUACAUAUCCUGACAUUGCAGCGAGGUACACUAUUAAAGUCACUAUGAAUAAUUCUCCUUUGUUCUUUCUCUUGUUUAGCAAGGAUAUGCUCCUGAGUUGUACUAUUUAUGUCUCUCAUUUGGGAUAUUUGCUCUUCUUACAACAGGUAGGUUUGACACAUGUGUUAAGCUUCUGUCUUAUUAGGCAAAUGGUCUAAAAAAAACUGGUACAUGGAGAUGUUGUACAUUGUACCAGCGUAUGAUUUAAUUUUAGUGAUGAGUUUAACUUGUUUCAGUGCUCGAAUUUGUUAAAUAUUGUAUAGUUGCUGUUUUGUGAGACGUAUAGGAGACACCAAGGCCACUGGUUGAGUUAAUCAGCUUACAUUGUGUAAAUUGUGGUCUGUAAUUGUAACAGUGGCGUACUAGAUGGUAUUAGGGAACAAUUUACUUUUUUGAAAUCUUGGCUGAGAGAUAAAAGAAGCGUGGUGGAGUUACAAAAAAAAAUACUAUUUUCAAAGCUCUUGAUCUCACCCCUCUCCAUAUGAAGUUUAAUGGCCGCCUCAGGCCCCCUCAGCCAUAUUGAAACCAGUUUGUUUGAAGAAGAAACAUAAAAUGCGUUAUUGACCAAAGUUUAGAGAUCAAGAUGGCUGAAUAUUGGCCAAGGUUUUUACUCUCAGUUUUUAUGGACCAAAGUUGAGGUCUUAUAAAAAAUGCAGAAAAAGAGCAAGGCCAACAUCCUGUCAUUUUGAUGUCAUGCUUGGUCAAUUAAGCAUAUUUAUUAUAUGGCUAAAUCCCAAGCGCGCAAGAUAAAGUGAAUCUUGUGUUUUGAUUGGAUACCAAGCAGGCAAGGAAGGCUUGUCUUAUUUGCGUAUCUCCUCGGAAUUUCUCGCCUUAUUUGCGCAAGAAAAGAUCUUUCUGUGUCCUUUUUGGCCGUAUAAUAUAGUCUUUAUAGAGAGGAGAAGUCGUUACGUCAUGUUGCCAUAGUAGUAAAUUUCUUUAAUGACAACAAACCGAAAAUUCCCUUAAAAAGUAAAUUCGCACUGUUUCAAACUUCAUCGAUCUUAUUCACAUUCAUUUAAUUUGCCAAAUGUUAGCGAAAUUUUCUGGGUUAAAUCCGAAAGGACCGUAUCUAAGUUUAGGAAAAGAAAAAGAAACUUUUUGUGUUGUGCUCACCUACUCCAUAAAAUAAAACGAAAUAGGACGUUUCAUGUUGCAGUCUUGCAACAACGGCUAAGAAAUGUACAGAAAAGCGUGAUGCACGUGCAAAGUUGAUUUUUUGCCAAUCUAAACCUAAUCGCGUGUCACGAGAUUUGAGAUUUUACGGGUUUAAAAGGUGAAAGUGAAGCAUAUGAAUAAAUUAAAUAUCGCAUUAAUGCACACAAUUUAGGCUGGCCGGAUCCUAGUAUCCUAGUCUACGUUGGAGGCGUUCGAAGGGGAAUAGAAAGGUAGAAGUUCGGGUGCACGUGGAAGUAGGAAGGGAUUCCCCUUCUCUAACCCCCCACCCCCCACUUUUCCCUCGCGCACCCGCAUUCAGGUAUGCGGUUUUACAGUAAGUGUGUUACGCUCUUUAUCGCUAGUCUCCUUCGCAGCCGUUAUUAGGGUCGUCACGCAAAGCUCUUCCCUACUGGUGGGAGGAGCGUUGUGUGACAGCCCUAAUAACAGCUGCGACGAAGACUACUUCAUGGUUGGCUAUUAUAAAGUGUACUCAAUACAAAAUUCUGUUGUUUUACAGGAUUUCUGGUCAUCAUGCUCCCGUUUUGGUUGAUGAACUAUCUGUGGCCAGAUUCUGUUCUCAACCGACGUGAACGGCGAGGAAUUUGCUAUGAGCCUGUAAAGUGCUGCACUUGCCUUUGGCAUAUUUAG